This is a messenger RNA of Plasmopara halstedii, 660 nucleotides long. RefSeq lists its product as uncharacterized. The record is from RefSeq and is a predicted model, not a curated record. The coding region runs from base 1 to 660 and encodes 219 amino acids. NCBI's taxonomy places the organism in Eukaryota, Oomycota, Peronosporomycetes, Peronosporales, Peronosporaceae. The transcript has a single exon.
AUGCAUUCUAUCGACCCUGACCCUCAAUGCAGCGCCGAGCACAGCUCUGAAAAGUCUACCGAAUUUCAAGUGCACAAGAAUGAAAAGAUGAGCAGCGUUCUGGGAAGUAACAGCGGCCAAAUGACGAUUCAGAGCGACAAUGAAGUCGAGAUUAAUGAUCACGAUGUUAAUAAAAUAUUGACAGAGCUGUUUGCUGAGGUAGAAAGCAAGAAAAAGCUGCUGGAUAGUGAGGAAGAGACGUUUCAUCGGGAACAAGAUCGUUUAAACAGUUUACAACACGAGCACGCAGAGCUAUUAUGCAUAUUGAAGCGAUCCCAACGGCGAAGAAAAGAGCGGUUUCGAGUUCAAAGCAUGCUACGAAGGCCUGAAGAGGAAGCCAAAAACCGUAAAUAUGAAAGUGAUACUGCAAGUAACGGCGGUAGUGACAAUGGCUGCAAAGAUCACCAUCGUCAUAGCAAUUGCGACCGCCAUCAUAAUUUUUAUAAUGGCAUUAAGAAGGAUCGAAAGCGCUUGCGGAGAUUUCAGAAUGACGUCUCCUUGCGGUUUCGACUUUUGCGGUCUGAGUGCCAACGCUCCGAAUUGCAAGUGGAGAAGCUGAUGGCUGAUCUGCGACGUGAAUAUGCCGACUCAUGUCUGUUCGGCACCCCAUUAAAGUUUUAG